AUGACGGACUCCAUGAAAUUUGGUCCAGAAUGGCUGCGUAACCUGUCAGGAGACAGUUGUAAUACCACUGGAAGCGGUGGAGGGUCUAUGAGCCUUACCAUCCCACGCUACCAGCUGGCGGAGCAUAGAUACGGUCGAGAAGAGAUGUUGGCUCUAUUCGACCCGAAUUAUAAGCCUCCCCAACCAUUGACCACCUUCCCAGCUCUCUACGUCGAAAAAGCUCAACCACCUCUGGCUCUUAUACAGAUGGCAGAGGAUGAAACACGCUUAUGGAAUGGAGGCGUAACUAGUGCAGGAAGUCGUGGAAGAGGAGGUAGCGUGGAUCGUGGAGGACGUGGGAGAGGUGGAAGAGGUGGUCUCUACUCAUCUCAUUAUUCGCGCGGAAGUUUCGACGAAGCAGGAGAUGGGCCCAGAGCCGAAACACAACCUUUUCCGAGUCGAGGCAGACCAUUCGACAGGUCACAAAGUGAACGAGGCUGGUCAGAAAGAAAUGGCGUUACUGACCCUGGAGAAUGGAAUGGCUCGACCAGUCCCAGGAAAGAAAUAGGACGGCCUAGUGGCGGUUCUUUAAUGGAAAGUAACUGGAGACGUCGAAACGGCGAAGAUGAGGAGGGCUGGCGUGGCGCUUCUAGUACUCGUAAUGAAAAAUGGGUUAGAAGCAGUUGGCGCGAUGGGGGUGGUUCCGAGAGGGAAAGGUUGGACUCAACCGAAGGGCACCCUGAGGAAGGUAGAAGCGGUGGUCGCUGGGAACCUAGAGGAAGUCACAGGUCCUCUCACGAACCUCAUCACCCUCCUCCUCGCAUCUCACGAACGUGGGAGUCCAACCAUCACGACAAUCACGAUAACCUACCCGAAUGGGCUACAGAGAAUUUGAGCGAAAGCGGAGGGAGCUUCGACGCUUCGGGGGCGUUUCAUGGCGGAAUGUUCUCCGACGAGGAGGAGGAUGGUACCGGAGGUGGGACCUCUCAGGAACCCAGAAAUCGGCAGUCCCUUUCCGAGGGGAGCGCAACGAGUACCUCGAAACCUAGUAGUAAACACUUGCACUCCAGCAAUAGCAUAAAUCAGGGACAGGCAACUGCCCGCCAUACGAAUACCACGACCGGCGUUCUAAGCAGGGAAAGACCGAAAUCGCUCCAUCCCUUCGAGGGUAAGGACGCGUCGACGGAGCGUGGGAGGAGCGUUUCUCCGCCAAAGUCCACCGCCCCCUCGCUCGGUGAUGCUACGACGAAGGAAGGGCUUCCUGAGGGUGGAAAGACAUCCGGUGGUGGGAGCAGUGGUAGGAUCACCGAGAAGAAACCUCAACCGAGCGUCCAAAGAUCCAAGUCUUCGGUGGAGUUAUCAGCGAAGGCCGCCAAAGCGAACUCGGAGACUCGUCCCAAAGGGGAGCCCACAGUCGCUUCAUCGGGUCACCAACCCUCGUCGCAGUCGGAAUCCCAGAAGCUCGGUAACCUGGCAACCGGGAACAUGCGGCAGAGGUCGGAGGACGAUCUGGACAGGAUGAAAGAGGAGGCUGACGCGCUGGUGGCGAAACUCAUGGCCGACGAGGAGGGCCACAGAGGGAAAACCGCCGGAGCCUCCACUGUCGGAAACCAGGUACCCCAGAUGGCUGCCACCUCGGGGCAAGAGAAGUGGUUCUACCAGGAUCCGCAAGGCGAGGUCCAGGGCCCGUUUCUGGCUUCGGAAAUGGCCGAGUGGUGCAAAGCCGGGUACUUCACUGCUGGACUUAUGGUGAAGAGGACCUGCGACGAGGGCUACACGAUGUUGGGUGAUCUGACAAAGAUGUGCGGCAGAAUCCCGUUCACCCCGGGCCCAGUUAUACCUCCAUUGAAAAUGGCUAAACAGGUGAUACCACCCGUGCCGACCGUACCCAGUACGGUGCCAGCCGGACUUCCUGGUGCUGCCUUGUCCAAGACGGGAAUGGAGGAUCCGCUGCUCUUGCUGCAGUAUCAGCAGCUACAGUUGCUGCAGAGUCUGCAGAAUCAACAGAUGCUGCUUAGGCAGCGGCGAUCCGCGGUCAUCGCGAAACUUUCUCAGUCGGAGCAUUGGGCUACCCUGAACCCCACCGAGCAGAACGAGCUGAUCCUGCAGCAUGUUUUUCAGACCAAUGAUGAACCGGAUCUGCACGUUCCGGCGAAUCCCUUCGUACCUCCCAUUGCCUCGCAAGCUCCGAAUCCCGUGAUGCAGCUGUUCACGCAGAUGCAACGGGCGCCGACCGAGAACCAUUUGCCGCCGAGUCUUCACAGUGCAGCGACCACGUCUAUGCAACAGCUCAUUCAGCAGAUGGGUGGCCUGCAAAAUCUACCUAGUGUUCAACAGCCGAGUGUAACGACUGCGACCACGCCGGCGCCGGAGGAGGAUCCGAUUAAAUCGUUAUUGAGGCAGCUUAAUGUCAACGUUAACGGACAUCCGAACACGCAGAUGGAAUCCGUCUGGCCGCAGACUGCGCCCCAGGUUACGCCGCAGUUUAGUGCGCAGAAUUGGCUAGCUCAGGUCGGGCCCAUUCCUGCUAUGCCACCUGGGCAAAUUCCCAGUUCACUGUGGGACUUAUAUACUAAGGAAAUGAAGACUGAACAACAAAUAUUAGAAGAGCAGAAUAUUAGGUUACAAGAAGAUAGGAAAAAAGAAGAGCUUAGAAAACAGGACGAAUUGAAGAGGCAAGCUGAGGAGGAGAACUUGAGGAAGAAGGAGGAGGAGCGGGUCAAACAGGCUGAAGAAACUAAGCGCAAGGAGGAGGAGAAAAAGAGGAAGGAGGAGGACAAAAGGCGAAAGGAGGAGGAGAAGCGUAAGCAGGAGGACGAACAGCGGAAGAAGGACGAGAAGAAACGCAAGGAGGAGGAACGGAAACGCGACGAAAAGAGGAAGCUAGAGGAGGAGACGAAUAGGAAAAAACAGGAGGAGGAAAAGCGAAAGAGAGAGGAGGCUAAGAAACUGGAGGAGAAGCAGAAGAAGGAGGAGGAAAAACGAAGAAAGCUGGAGGAAGAACAGAAAAAACUGGAGGAGGAGAAAAUCAAAAAGGAAGAGGAAGCACGUAUAAAGGCGGAAGCAGAGGAUCAGGCAAAACGCACGGAGCAGCGAAGACGCGAAGCUGAAGCUCUUCGGAAAUUACAGGAGAGAAGCAAGGCACCCUGGGCUCAGGCUCCUCAUGCUCCACCACCAGCUGCGCAUGCUUCGCUUGCUGAAAUUCAAAGAUUGGAACGCGAGAAGAAGGCGGAGGAACUGAGGCUUCAGCAAAUCACGCAACAACAACUGGCACAACAGAAGGCAGCGGAAGCGGCGCAAGAGGCAUCCGCAACGGAUUCUUCAAAACGCCUGCAAUUUAAGUGGGCCGAAAAGGCAAUCCCCUCCGGUAAAGCGCCUCAAGUGAAGAGUCUGGCGCAGAUUCAACAAGAAGAACAGGAGCGCCUAGCCAAGGUGAAGCAACAGGAAAGGGAACGGCAGGAGAAGUCGGGCCAAAAGGAGGCCGCUGCUGCUCUCCAAAACGCCGGGAUAUGGGGAACGGCUUCCCAGUCGCUGACGUGGGCCACGUCCAGUGGUACCAACAAUCACCCAUGGGCCAAUAGUUAUGGGGCUGGUGGUUUUUGGGACGACCCCACCGUGGCCAAGUCCACGACGAACGCCAAGCAGCCUGGGAAGCCUACUCCAGCGACGAAAAUUUCGCAGAAUCCCCCUCAGCAGCAGCAACAGCAGCAGCAACAACACCAGAACAACAAAGUGAGCAAGAGUAGAAACAAGCGAGAGGAGGAACUGGUGAAGAAGCUCUUCGAGCAAAACACUGCCAGGCCCGACGACUUCACCCAGUGGUGUACCAAAGCCCUGAGUGGUAUUCAGACGUCUCUCGAUAUUCCCACCUUCAUUGUAUUCCUUCGAGACAUCGAGCCGGCAUACGAGGUCAAGGAGUACGUUCGCAUGUACCUCGGCGAUGGAGUGCAGUCCAUGGAAUUCGCGAAACAGUUUCUGGAGAAGCGUAGUAAAUGGCGAUCUUCUCAGCGCCCACAAGCUCAAGCCGACGAUCUCUGCAAGCCGGCACCCGCUGUCAAUCCAAACGCUCCUGCCGAGUUUCAGGAAGUUAAGAGUAAGUCGAAGAAGCCGAAGAAGGGAAAGAUGUUCAAGGUGGACAGUAGAAUCCUCGGUUUCAGCGUGACAUCGGCUCCUGAUCGCAUCAACGUCGGUGACCGCGACUAUGGGGAGGGAAUUUGAACUGAUCGUAUCGUCGAGGUAUCCGAUUGUCGAGGACGAGGACGCUCGGUUUCUCGAGUGGUUCGUUAUUUAUUUAUUUGUAGCUGCUAAAAGUGGAUUCCAAGACGCUCGGGUCGGGAGGCACUCCGAGUAUUAUAGGCAAAUUUUCUGUGAAAAUUACCCUGGAGUCACCCCUGAUAGGGGUUCAGAUGCGAACGAGAGCCUUGGAAGCCAUUUAGAGCGUAACCUUUCCUCCUCUAGCCCCGAUGAGACCGACAGAGACGUUCAAAUGCCGCGACACCUGUAGAUGUACAUAGAGUAACGGCGUAAUGGUGGCACUCGACGAAAGGUGGCGUGGGAACCGUUUGAGACCACUACCAAUGGACCUCCUGUAUACUUGAGUUUCCUCGAUCACACUUCAUCUCCCUGUACUCUUUAAGUGAAUUAGAGUAAUUAGAUCGCUUUGGUAUUUGUACACGCAGGAUGUCGUCGGGUCACGGGUUGUACACGCGGUAGGUGCUCUGUACAUAUGGAUGCGUUUCGACCUCUUGGUUUCGCUGUUAUUUUUUAACCACCUCUGAAUGUUGGUCCCGAUGUCGUAACGUUGCACGUUUUCGAGGGGAUCCUAAAUUGACUUUCUACCGAGCGAGCUUAUCGACGAUGUAGUUUCUCAUUUGUUUUCGGAACAAGAGUCGGUUUCAAACUCAUCGUUUUGUCAGUUUGGGUGAGUGUCUCACAUCUCUGACGGUGGAUUAUUUUACCAGAAUGUAGUUCCUUUGGAUUAAAAUCGAAGAGAAGUGAGAAAUCAUAUUACCUCGGUAGACUUACCUGGUGAAAAGUCAAAUCACAUAUCCCAUUAACGGUGUACACCUUGCGAUCUGUGCGACUUUUCUGUAGAUUGCAAAUGUCUGGCCGCACUUGUGGUUGUAGUUUCAAGAGCGACGUCAGUACCCGCGAUUUACGUUACUCCUUCUGCCGAUUGACUAAUAAUGAUCAGUAUCGACUCCACACUCUACAUUCUGCUGAAAGGAUUAGUCGUCCGAACGAGUUAGCGGCUGUUUACGUUACCGACAUCACCUUUACUCACGCAGUCGACUCUUAUGCUACGGUUAACCUUAAAUCUGUUAUUAAUUCAUACUUUUAAACGUUGACGACUGUAGGCGUUUCGUUGUUUUGCCAUGUCUUCGCGGAAGCACGUUAUUUUUGAUAAUUCUGUACAUAUUAUAUUAAUGCAUGUAAUUUAAUCGGAUCACUCAUCGAGUUAGCCAUUCGCUCUAGGAAGAAUAAUUACAAUUUACCCCUCCAGUGUACGAAGCCGACAAGGUUUCCUCAAGUAAUGGAAUUAAAGGAACUCGGGCUCUUGAUCUAUUUCGGUACGAAACACAAAGGAACUCUUCGUGCUUAUUCAAGAGUGUUUGAAAGUGACGUUCUACUAGGUGAAUCUUGCACCGAGUAAUAAAAUAUGAUAACUUGUAGACAGCUCUAAUUAUGCAGGGGAAAGAGCAUCUUGUGAAGUGACACUCGAGAGAUUAAAGUACGAACACUUAAAAAUGCAAUUGAUACCUAAAUCGUACAUUUGUUACACGCUUUUGUACUGCGUUCGUAAAAACAGAAUACACGCGCAUCACAGCGAUUGAAAUUUAUGGUGGAAUAUGGGAAAUGAUUUGACAUCUGGUACUUUCCAAUGAAAUUCAUUAAUGUCAAGUUGGCUGCGUUCCCAUCACAGAUGCCUCCGAUCGUGUCUCGGUAGUAUUAAACAAUCAAUUUCUCACCGACAAUUAUUGUAAAGUAUUUUACAGACACAGAACACUUGUUCCGGUAAAGAACCUAUUUUCGAUAUGUUAACCAGCUCUGAUUCGAAAGAAAUGGACCAUUACUGCUCUUCUCCAUUGAGACGAUCCCUCUUUAAUGGACUUAACCUGUAAAGGGAAACGUGACUUAGUGAAUUUCGUUAAAAAAUUUCUCAACCCGUUUGCUUCAUUGAAAUGCUCAACGUAGUCAUAAUAAUGCCGAACGGAAGAAAGAAACGUUACUUAAGAUAAGUCUAUCCAGCCGAAGGAAACGAGAGAAUACCAUUUUAGUAUUUAAUUUUUAACAGAUUUAAGAAUGUUUUCCUGGAUGUGACUAAUGAAUACCUCGAUAGCACGGCACCGAAGAUUUAUCGCGGACGUGGAAUGUUCCAUCAGAUCUGAUCGUUCAUAAUAAUGUAAAGGUUGUUGAUCGAGGAUCGUUGGAUUUCUUUCGAGCUUGGUUUUAGCACUCGAGCCAUGCUCGAAGGGAGUACGAUGAUCCUUACCUGAAAGAUUUAUAUAUGAUAGAUAAAUGUACAAUAAUUCAGUGAUUAAACGAGCAGAAUAAUGAUUGAUAUUGUAUCAAUAUUAUUAUUAUUGUAUCUAACGUACAACGUAAUGGAAUAAAAAAAAUUAUUAUAUUUUCAAUUUGGCCUUUUCAAUUGGUUCUCGAGAUUGUGUUGCACUUUACGCGGUUCAAAAUUCCAAUUUUGUUUGGCAAAGAUGAACAGGGGCGCGCGCAAUUUAAGGUUACCUCGAUAAUGUGUGAUUGUACAUACAUAACACGAUGUCGGAUUUCUCAUAACCUGUCUUGACCCUUUUCGGGUUUCGUGUGUAAUUCCACGGUGGCAGGAGACAUUGCAAUAUCAUGUAUCUUGAUAGGCUACGACGACAAGUAGAACGCUGUGCGCAUCAUAGGAAACAAGUAGGUAUUGUAUAAGCUUCGCAAUUUUGAGGAACUGAAACUAUUUCCACGUUCAGUUCUUUUUGGAGUACAGGUUAUUGAGUCACCUCGAAGGGGACGUACUCGAGUGAGAUGGAGCGACUAUCUCUUUGUACAUUAUAUAUUUGUAAAAACGUGAAAUAAAGUUUGGAUUUGUUUAUA
Orussus abietinus is the source of this 7071-nucleotide messenger RNA. It is a transcript of the gene Gyf, whose product is annotated as GRB10-interacting GYF protein 2. The record is from RefSeq and is a predicted model, not a curated record. The transcript is spliced from 15 exons. Gene Ontology annotation, molecular function: protein binding. Bases 1 to 4197 code for a protein of 1398 amino acids. NCBI's taxonomy places the organism in Eukaryota, Metazoa, Arthropoda, Insecta, Hymenoptera, Orussidae.